Messenger RNA from Cheilinus undulatus (humphead wrasse), 6852 nucleotides. It is a transcript of the gene col24a1, whose product is annotated as collagen alpha-1(XXIV) chain. The transcript has 60 exons. The coding region runs from base 415 to 5610 and encodes 1731 amino acids. The record is from RefSeq and is a predicted model, not a curated record. Lineage: Eukaryota; Metazoa; Chordata; Actinopteri; Labriformes; Labridae. Gene Ontology annotation, molecular function: extracellular matrix structural constituent.
CCACCGCCUGGAGGUAAAGCUGCGCGAGCUGGAUUUGCACUCAGAGAGAAGGAGCCGAUCUCAGAUUCUGUGAAUCUCUCUUACACAGUUGAGUCAGAGCUGCCACAGACUGACUAGCCGCUCUACAGUCCAACUUUUUCUAUGCAACUGUUGCGCGUCUCCACUUUGGAUAGAGAGAGGCUGAUCAUUGCGCGCUGCAGAGCGCAGGGGAUCCGAGGAGCUCAGUCCUGACCGAGCAGGAGAGAUCUCUCCUCCGGACUGCGAUACCAUGAGGAAAUUCUGAGUUUGCAGAACUCUUCCGUCCACUUUACGCUUCCUUUGGCUGCUGCCAAAGAGUUAGCCCAUGUGCAGGUAUCCUCGUGAGUGUGAUUCUGUUUUCACCCAGAUCUCUGCUGCCUGGACAAAUGCAUACAAAUGCAUUUAGGAGCUCAACGGACAAGGAGUGGACACGUUUCCGCGGCAGCAACGUGGAACUUUAUCCUGCUCCUGUCAGUAUGCUCAGCAGCACUAUCUGCAGAAGAAGACUACCUAGCUCGAGGAGUAGAUGUCCUCUCUCAACUGGGGCUUACACCUCAAAGCAGGACAGACAAUCUAGACAAGAGGACAAGCCCACCCUGGACUGCUUACACUACAGUUCCCUCACCUUUGAAUAUUCCUGUCUCUGGAUAUGGGGUAUUACUCGACUCAAACUCCCUCUAUGAGGCUCCAGCAGGCGGUUUGUUCCCGCCCGAAACUUGGGAGGAGUUUUCUGUUGUGGUUAGCCUAAGCUCCUGGAGAGCAAACAAUGCUUUUCUUUUUAGUGUCAAAGAUGGAAGAGACAGGCUGCGUUUUGGCAUUCAGCUGCUGCCACACAGAGUGGUGGUUUACACUGCGGAAAACGCCCCCAUCUAUUUCACGUACAACUGGCAGGAUGGGCAUCAGCACCCUUUUGCAGUUGGUGUUCGUGCACGCUCAGUGUCAUUUUUUGCGGAUUGUGGGGCAGUGCAGCAGAGAGAGCAGACCCUAGGGAGAUUUUUGACACUAGGGGAAUCUGGGGGUGUCUUUACUCUGGGUAGAAUGAACUCCAAAGCAGCACCAUUCUAUGGUCGUAUCUGCCAAUUAGAUAUUUAUCCUUCAGCUCAAGCUGCCGCCCACUACUGUAACUACCUUAAAACACAGUGCCGGCUGGCCGACACUUACCGGUUGCCUUUGCCAAAUUCUGGUUUGGAAAUUGAGGCAAAUGACCCUCCUUUAGACCCACUGACAAAGUCCCCUGUUGAAGUAGUGGCUACCCAUACCCCUAAAAAAGCCACAACAGCUUUCAGACUGUCCCCAGGUAGUUCCGUCAAACAGUUUUCAACUCAGAGCCCAUCACUGCAAUCUCAUUUGGAGGACCAGAGCCACAUAUCUACAUUGGAUUCCAUUGCCCACUCUACCACACCCGCAUUUCAGCCUUACAACCCCACCCUAAGCACCUCUAAUAGGGGAGCAGAUCUGGAUCUCACAUACAGCACAACUAUCGCCACUGUCACCACUUUCAGAAAUAAACCGACAAAAGGGAGAAGCCGACAGGGGGAUAGUGAUUACUCUGAAAACAGCACAGAGGAAGACAGCAGCUCUGGGAGCCUUCAGACUCCAGGGACUACUCUACCAGACUUGGUUUCUCCAGUCAGGCAGAGUUUAGUGAAGGAAGGACUCAGGAACAACUCCAUCAUCAGCUCUGGAGAGCCUUAUUUGGUGCCCCAAAAAACACAUCAGCUCCUGGAGACUUAUCCAAGAGCCAAUGGAACAACUUUGUACCGGGAGAAUCAGGUGGACAUCUCAGAACAUCACAAUCUGGAUGGCAGCUAUGACGAUGUAGACUUGGGAGGAUAUGAUUAUGGAUAUGAGGACCCAGACUUCUUCUAUGACUAUGAAGAUGGUUUUCGUGGCCCCAAAGGAGAGCCAGGUCCUCCGGGUCCUCCUGGUCCCCUUGGUUUACCCGGUCCCCCAGGAAAAAGAGGCCCUCGGGGUCCUCCUGGUCCUCAUGGAAGCCCAGGACCUCCUGGACCACCUGGGCCAAAGGGUUCAAAGGGGGAUCCCGGUUCUUCCCCAGGUCAAGCUCCACCAGGAGAAAAGGGUGACAGAGGCCCACCAGGUCUUCUUGGACAAGAUGGAUUUGCAGGUCCACCGGGUCCUAAAGGUUAUCCAGGGCCAUUUGGACCACCAGGAGAACAAGGCAUACCAGGACCGCCAGGGGAAGCAGGGGCUGCAGGUUACCCUGGCAGGCAGGGCUCAGCAGGGCCAGAAGGUAACCCAGGGCCUAAAGGUAUCCGUGGUUUCAUUGGGCCUCCUGGUGUUGCAGGACCACCGGGUCUCGAGGGGGAGAGAGGAAUUCCUGGCCCAAUUGGAAAACCUGGUCCCAAAGGAAGAUAUGGAGUGGUAGGUGAUGCAGGGGAGAGGGGACCACCUGGUCCUGAUGGCAAUGAGGGGCCUGUUGGUGGGACUGGCAUUACUGGCUUUCCUGGUCUGAGGGGGGACCCAGGGCCUGAGGGACCAAGGGGACUGCCUGGUAUGUUGGGACCUCAGGGCCCAGGAGGACGAGCUGGCCCGCCUGGAUUGAAAGGUGAUAAGGGUGAAGUGGGACAAAGGGGCCAUCCAGGAGAGACUGGGUACCAAGGUGAUAAGGGAGCUGCUGGUAUACCUGGUUCUACGGGGCCAAGAGGGAAGCCAGGACCACCGGGUAAAAUCGGUGAAAUUGGGGCACAAGGACCACCUGGGCCUCCAGGACCAGAGGGUUUUCCUGGAGACAUAGGGAUUCCAGGGCCUAAUGGUCCACCUGGGCCAAAGGGUUUGCAUGGUGCCAGAGGGCCCCAAGGCCCACCUGGGCCACAAGGAAUACAGGGUGAUGAAGGACCACUUGGACCACCUGGCAGCGCCGGCCCUACUGGAAGACCUGGAAGAAAGGGCUACAUAGGUGAACCUGGGCCUGAGGGUUUACAGGGAGAGAAAGGGGACAUGGGAAACAUUGGAAAAGUUGGACCACAAGGUCCGCUAGGCCUGAUCGGGAUAGCUGGGGUGAUGGGAGUUCCGGGUGAAAAGGGCGACAGAGGACCAGCAGGUCCAACAGGUCCAGUUGGGGAGAAGGGGCCAAGGGGCUAUCCAGGGUUGCCAGGAAGUCCAGGGGACAUCGGCAUGCAAGGUGCACCUGGUCCACAGGGGCAAAGGGGCAUUCCAGGCAUCGCUGGGCCAAAGGGCAGAAGGGGGCCCCGGGGUCCAGAUGGUCCACUAGGAGAACCAGGCUCUGAGGGACCAAAGGGUGAAAGGGGUGACCCUGGUCAAAAAGGAGAGCCUGGAUUUAUUGGCAAGGCUGGAAGUCCAGGAGAGAGGGGCCCUCGUGGAAAACCUGGAAAACCUGGUAUUCCAGGCAGUACUGGAGAGAGAGGGCCCCAUGGUGAACCAGGACCUAAAGGACCUCCUGGGGAGGCUGGACCUGAUGGAGAGCAAGGAAUUGAGGGCCAGCCAGGUGCAGAGGGGGAACUGGGUCCCAUUGGAGAGCCAGGUUUAAAGGGUGAUGUGGGGCCUCCAGGAACUGAAGGGGAACAGGGACAAGAGGGAAUACGAGGUCCUCCUGGUCCCCCUGGGGAAGAUGGCCCUCAAGGAAAAGAUGGACCCAAGGGUGAGCCUGGUGAGUGUGGACCAAUCGGAGAACCAGGGGAUAAAGGUGUUGAAGGAGACCCUGGGCCACCAGGACCACCUGGAGGGCCUGGGAAACAAGGCUUUCGUGGACCGGAAGGAAAACCAGGGCCUCCGGGGAACCGAGGGCGGCAUGGCAAGAAGGGAGAAAGAGGUCCUCCAGGGCUUGUUGGUGAAAUUGGUGCACGAGGAGACAUCGGCCAACCAGGGGAACCAGGGCUGAAAGGCGCCAGGGGAACUCGAGGCCCACCAGGUCAGCCUGGAGUUAUGGGGGUAGAAGGGCAACCAGGACUGGCAGGAUACACAGGUCACCCUGGCAAGCUUGGGCCUGUAGGACCACCAGGCCCUAAAGGUGAAAAGGGCUAUCCAGGCGAGGAUAAUAAGACCCCAGGACCACCAGGGCCCUUAGGUGAACCAGGACCUGCAGGAGAAAGAGGAGAGCGUGGAGAGUCAGGGGAUGAAGGAUAUCAGGGCCAUGUUGGAACUGUUGGAACUCGUGGGGCUGUUGGACCACAAGGGCCACCAGGAUCACCAGGCCUCUCUGGAGAACCAGGCCCAAAAGGAGAGACAGGACCCCCGGGCUCUGCAGGAAAGAAAGGAUCGAGGGGGCUGACCGGCGCUCCUGGAGUUGAAGGGCCGAUGGGCUUACCAGGUCUUACAGGGAUGAUGGGUUACCCAGGACUGGAUGGUCCCCCAGGACUGAUUGGCUUACAAGGAUUUCCAGGAAAACAAGGACGAAAGGGUCAGAGAGGUUUGGCUGGACAAGAGGGACCUGUUGGACAUCCAGGUCCCAGAGGAGAGCUUGGUCUUCCUGGACUUCCUGGAGAAAGAGGGCCGCCUGGGCAAAAGGGAGAACUAGGGCUGCCGGGGGAUAGAGGACGCGCAGGAAUCAAAGGCAUGGAGGGCACCACAGGUGACCAGGGCAGGAAGGGGGACUCAGGACCAAAAGGACAACCAGGGGAAUCUGGAGAUCCGGGAAUGGUUGGUUUACAGGGCUUCCCAGGGCCAAAGGGACCAAAUGGUGAUUUGGGAUUCAGGGGCUUUCCUGGCCCAAAAGGCCCAAUCGGUACCCUGGGAUUCACUGGACCUGUAGGCCCUGAAGGAAUGAUGGGCCCAAUGGGAAAACCUGGGCCAAGAGGUCCAAAAGGAACUAGUGGCGAAAUGGGGCCUCAAGGACCACAGGGAAGUCCAGGACCCAGAGGACCUCCUGGCGCUCCAGGCCCAACAAGGCACAUUUAUGAUGACUCAGCUGUCUAUGGUCUAUCUGACUCUAAUGCUGUCUUUAGGACAGAGAGUUUCCAGAACACUGAGAUGAGCUUCCCAGACCAAAAUACAGAGAUCCUAAAGACUCUACAUUACCUGAGCAGUGUGAUUGAAAGCAUCAAACAGCCUCUGGGUACACGGGAGAACCCGGCUCGUGUCUGUAAAGAUCUGAUUGACUGUCACGAGAAGCUCAAAGAUGGUUGGUUCUGGAUUGAUCCAAAUGUGGGAUGUACUUCUGAUGCCUUCAGAGUCUUCUGCAACUUCACUGCGGGAGGGCAGACCUGUUUACAUCCAGUGGCUUCCAAUAAGAUGGUGUUUGAUGUAGGCAAAGUCCAAAUGAAGUUUCUCCAUCUACUGAGUACUGAGGCCAGCCACAGUAUCACACUCCACUGCCUGAAUGAUCCUCCACACAGCACUGCAGACAGCUUCAGCUCCACCGGAUCCACACGGCAAGAAAACACCACAAUUCGGUUUCGUGGCUGGAACAAACAGAUGUUUGAGAAAGACACACUACUUGAACCACACUUGCUACAAGACGAUUGCAAGAUCCAAGAUGGCAGCUGGCACCAGUCACAAUUCUUCUUCCAUACUCAGGACAGUCGUCAGCUACCGAUUGUAGACAUACUGGACUUUCCCCCGUCUCAGCCUGACAGUCAGCGGCAUAUAGAAAACGGUCCUGUCUGCUUUCUCUGACACCAACAUCAUCACCUUUUGCCCUAUAAACAUGAACUACUAAUAUAUAAGGGUGUUGAAAGACACAGCUUCCUACCAAAGAGUGAACUCCACCAGAGUUUGUCAUGGUUUAUGGAAACCAUGAAUUGGACCUUUUAUGUCCAAACAAAGACAGAUCUUCAUGGAAGAACUGAGUCUCUGUAAACCAUCCAGGCCAAGAGGGCCAGAGGAGAACAUGUGUAUACCAAUAUUUAUCACUGAUUGUGUAAAGUUUGUUUUGUCAGAGGUGCUUGGUUGGCUGUGUAUGGACCGAUGUUAUUCCCUGAUCACAGGGGAGGGCCUCACUAAGCAGCCGCCUGUCCAAACCCAAAAACAUAACCUCCCUCUCACUCCUCACCACCCCAAACACACCAGACCAUCCUAAGAAGAGGCCCAUCCUGAAGGAGCGUAUCAGGCCUUUACAUAGGAGCACUGUCUAACUAAAGGUUUUUAUGAGUGCAAUAGCAUGUGGAUGAUGUGUGACUUCAUUUAUUUUUUCAGUCAAAGGCUUUAUUUUACAAUGUUUUCAUGUUUUUUGUCUUUGGUCCUGCCCAGCCGGACCUGUACAUCUUGACAGAUGGUGCUCUACCUCUACCUGCUCAGUUGCUUUCUAGAAUAGUUGCUUAUGUCAGGUUAGAUUUUUUUUUUUUUUUUUUGCCUUUGUGUUGUAUGUACCGGUUACAUCAAGAUUUGUUAUGUUGUAUAAGUACUUAUUUUGAUUUGGUCAUUUCUAAUUUAUGAACCAUUUUUGAUACACUACUUUUUUUGUAGCUCUUCCUUUUAUGUGGUAGGUUCUUCAGGGGAAACCUAUCAUUGGUGCUGCAACAAAGAAUGAGUCAUCAGUGAGUUUUUACAUUUCCUGUGUAUAUAUUGACAGCAUACUGUUUAUUUAUAUCCUUUUUUGUUCACAUUACUGUACCACAGUAAGUUAUACUCUCAGAGAAAUAUUUGAUCCACCACAACUCAGUCUAAAGAAGUAUUUAUGUUGUAAAGGUGUGCGUUUGUGUGAUCACACCUGUGACUGUAUGUUUCAUACUGUUUCAGUUCAUUCAGCGGGGGUCAGGAGGACUGGCAGCUAUAGUGGGCCAGAGUCAGAAAACACAGUCAUCAUAUUCUUAAGUUAUAUUAUCUUGAGCAAAGUGUAAUUAUAUAGAGUCUGUGGAGGAUGAGAGUGGAUCCAAAUGUGUAAAUAAUUAAUAAGUUGACAAAUAAAUGAAACAUUUU